This is a messenger RNA of Grosmannia clavigera kw1407, 1020 nucleotides long. RefSeq names its product translation initiation factor. NCBI's taxonomy places the organism in Eukaryota, Fungi, Ascomycota, Sordariomycetes, Ophiostomatales, Ophiostomataceae. Gene Ontology annotation, molecular function: S-methyl-5-thioribose-1-phosphate isomerase activity. The record is from RefSeq and is a predicted model, not a curated record. The transcript is spliced from 2 exons. Bases 1 to 1020 code for a protein of 339 amino acids.
AUGCGAGUUCGUGGAGCACCAGCCAUUGCAAUUGUUGCAAGCUUGUCUCUCGCCGUAGAGCUGCAAAAUAAUUACUGCAUCGCCUCUACGCCACAGGACACAAUUGCACACAUUGAUUCUCGUCUUGACUAUUUAAAAAAGAGCCGUCCAACCGCGGUGGAUCUCUUUAAUGCUAUCGCCAAUUUGAAGACAGCCGUACGCGAAGUGCCGGUGUCGGCCCUUGAAGACUCUGCGGCCAAGGCACUCAUCAUUGAGACGUACAUCAGGACUGCCGAGCACAUUCUCGAAAAGGACCUCAAGACAAACCUGGCCAUCGGAAAUUUCGGUGCUGACUGGCUGCAGCAGCAGUCAGGGGCUUCGGAUGACCGGCAGAUAUCUGUGCUGACACACUGUAACACGGGAUCGCUAGCCACCUCCGGCCACGGUACGGCACUCGGAAUCAUCCGCUCGUUGCAUGAACGAGGGCUGUUGCAACAUGCGUAUUGCACAGAAACACGACCGUACAACCAAGGCAGUCGUUUGACAGCUUUCGAGCUUGUUUUUGAACACAUACCGAGUACUCUUCUGACCGACUCGAUGGCUGGUGCCCUCUUUGCUCUUGAAAAGGAACACAUGAACAUCAGCGCUGUGAUCGUCGGUGCUGAUCGAGUUGUGCGUAAUGGCGACACGGCAAACAAAAUAGGCACCUACUCGCUUGCUGUUUUGGCGCGCUUUCAUGGCAUAAAAUUCAUUGUCGCGGCGCCGACAACUAGCAUCGACCUUAAGACAGAAACCGGAAAGUUUAUCAAGAUUGAGCAGCGAAAGAAAGAAGAACUCUCACAAAUAUCCGGUCCAGUAGUACUCCCUGAUGGAUCAGUUGAUGUGAACCAGAACGCCAGGGUGGCUAUUGCUGACCAGCAUAUCAAUGCGUGGAAUCCGGCGUUCGACGUCACCCCGUUCGCACUUAUUGACGUUAUUGUUACCGAAAAGGGCUCGAUAACGAAGAAUUCUGAUGGCAAUUUUGAUUUGACCCGUAUAUAG